Molecule: messenger RNA, 735 nt
Organism: Lycium barbarum (goji berry)
Lineage: Eukaryota; Viridiplantae; Streptophyta; Magnoliopsida; Solanales; Solanaceae
Exons: 3
Coding region: 1-735 (244 amino acids)
Source: RefSeq, a predicted model, not a curated record
AUGGAGGAGGCUCAUUGUUUGAAGUAUCCCAUUCAUCCAGGAGAUACAAAGAUGUAUCGUGAUUUCAAGCAACACUAUUUGUGGUGCCGAAUGAAGAGAUAUAUAGUGGAGUUCGUGUCUCAGGGUUCGAAUUGUCAACAAGUGAAGUAUGAGCACCAAAAGCUUAGUGGUGUGACUCAGAGGACACCCUUACCCAAGUGGAAGUGGGAGCAGAUUGUUAUGGACUUUCUGUUAGGAUUUCCUCAUACCUUGGGAAAGUUUGAUGUUAUUUUGGUCAUUGUGCACAGAUUGAGCAACAACAUAUAUCAUUCAAGUAUUGAGAUGACACCGUACGAGGCAUUAUAUUGUAGAAGGUGUCGUUCUCCUAUUGGUUUGUUUGAUGCUUUUGAGGUUAGAUAUUGGGGUACAGAUUUUUUGCGGGAUUCCUUGGAUAAGCAUAUUAAGGAGAUAGCUUCUGAUUUGGCUUUACCUCCGGGUCUUUUUGGUGUUCAACCAUUUUUCCAUGUUUUGAUACUGAAAAAGUAUCAUUCGUAUGGCUCUCAUAUGAUUUGGUGGGAUUCAGUGUUACUUGAUAAGAAUCUGACUUUUGAGGACGAGUCGAUAUCCAUUAUGGAUAGAUCGGUUCAAAAGUUGAGAUUGAAAGAAAUAACUUCAGAGAAAGCACAAAAGAGGCAUAAUCCUGUAGAGGAGGUGACUUGGGAGACUGAGUUAGAUAUGAGAUCUAGAGAUCCCUAG